Sclerotinia trifoliorum is the source of this 1218-nucleotide messenger RNA. NCBI's taxonomy places the organism in Eukaryota, Fungi, Ascomycota, Leotiomycetes, Helotiales, Sclerotiniaceae. The record is from the annotation of a GenBank genome assembly.
AUUUUCUAUUUACAAGCUAUCUUCUUCUUUUCUAUGCCAGAUUAUAAAAUAAUCACCAAAACCAGACUUACUGCUUCUCAAAUUUCGAGACUCCUUUCCUCGAACUCUUGUCAACAGUUAAACACUAAAUAUAAUUUGAUAUCUUGUAAAUUACAGCAUGAAACACAAAUCCUGACUAAGAUAUCCAAAUAGAUCAUGUCAGAAGCAACUGCCACCACUCUCUCUUCAUUCCCUCGAUUCAUGGACCUCGCACCAGAGCUGCGUAAUCAAAUCUGGUCUAACGCAUUACCGGAGAAGGUAGACACAGCUCUAUACUUUUACAAAACAGGCUGCUGGCACCCUCUAUAUCUCACACCAUCCGACCCAUAUAACGAAUAUGAUGACGAAAAUGACAACCUCAAUCUGCGUGUGGAGUUUCGUCACGAUCUCUUGAAUCAAGUUCACUUUCAUACACCUCUGAUUUUUGUCAAUCACGAGGCCCGCGAAAUUGCUACCGCUUGGGCUCGUAAACAAGGUUUCGUUGCCAAGGAGAACAAAGGACACUUUGUCUUUGGACGUCCCUUCAACCCAGAAAGUGAUAUUCUAUAUGUUACCUCUGACGAUUUGAUCGAAAUCUUUACUGAACUCUAUUACCUUGACGAGUUAUAUCCUGAAUUGGUCAAUCAAAAUUUUUCAGCAAGGUCAUUCGUCGAGAACAUCGCCAUAUCUGAAGAGACAUGGCAGAAAGAGCUAAAGGAUCAGCCUGAAGAUCAAUUUCUGGAUGGACUAACUAAUGGUUUUCCAUUGAAAACGUUGGCUGUCAUUGUCGAUGCACCGUCAGAGCUACAGCAUGUAGACCACAACAUGGAGAUGCGGCAGCAUUGGGAGCUUAGCAGCACAGGUGGAGGAGACUACAUUUUUGAUUCUGAUCGAACUUUUCAAUUCCAUGGUACUGAGUUUGCUGGUAAAGAGGAGUUAUAUAGGAGUCUCGAAAUGGGUAACAGGAGGAUAUCUAAAGCUAAUUUCCCAUGGAUACGCACAACCUUUAAGGUUCAAGCUGCUUUAGUUAACAAGAGAUAAAUGGAAAUUUUGGUAGGCGAUGCAAUGAUAGCCUUGCUCCAAUCUACGUUUCAAUAACAUUUCCAAUUCAUCCGUCAUUUACCAAAAGCCCUUGGAUUUAUAAAAGACUUCUUGCUUGAUGGCUCCCUGCAAUGAUCCUCCACAGAGAUGUGCUCGUAA